AUUAAAGGCCUUCUCUUUCACACAUCGCGCUUGGUGGUUUGGACCAAAUAACCGGUCAAUUCGCACCGACGCACCGACGCAUCGCGACAAUGGAUAUUCACCGCUGCCGCUUCGUGCCCUAUCCCCCUUCCGCCAUCAACGCCGUCGCGUUCUCUUACCCGACGGUCACCAAAUCCCAGAGAGGCGCCCCGGUCCGCUUAGCGAUCGGUCGAGCGAACGGCGAUAUCGAGAUAUGGAAUCCCUUGAACGGCCUGUGGCAUCACGAGACUACCUUGCACGGAGGAAAGGAUAGGAGCAUCGACGGCCUCGUCUGGGUCACCGAGCCCGACCACGUCCUCCAGGAUGGCACCAAGCUCGUCGGAAAGUCGAGGCUGUUCAGCAUCGGCUACACGAGCACCGUCACCGAGUGGGAUUUAGAGAAGGGACAGCCGAGAAAGCAGGCGAGCGGCAUGCACGGAGAUAUAUGGUGCCUAGCCGCCCAACCGUUUCUAGCGCCUGCCAAGCACGGCGAGAAGUCCGCCGGCGGCGUCGUCGUCCAGGGCGGGAAGAAGCUCGUAGCCGGCACCAUGGACGGCAGCCUAGUCCUCUACUCGAUCGACGAAGACGACCUUCGAUUUGAUAGGAUACUGGUGAGGUCGUCCUCGAAGAAGACCAAGAUGGUUAGCAUCGCCUUUCAGAACCGCAACGUCGUGGUGGUGGGAUGCUCCGACAGCGCCAUCCGAGUCUACGACAUGCGCAACGGUAACGUGCUGAGGAAGAUGACGCUGGGGUCGGACCUUUCCGGUGGCGCCAAGGAGGUCAUCGUCUGGUCCGUCAAAUGUCUCAACGGGCGCGACAUCGUCUCGGGCGACUCCACCGGCCAGGUCUGCAUAUGGGACGGAAAGACGUACACCCAGGCGCAGAGGCUGCAGACCCACAACCAGGACGUCCUAUCCCUGGCCAUCAGCGCCGACGGUUCGACGGUCGUCAGCGGCGGUAUGGAUCGCCGAACUGUCCUCUAUAGGAAGACCUCGGGCGCGACGGCGAGGUGGACCAGGGUCUGGCACAGGAGAUACCACAGCCACGACGUCAAAACGAUGGCUUCGUUCGAAGGCAACGGAAUGAGCGUCGUAGUUUCGGGAGGACCGGAUGCUAGCCCGAUCGUGUUACCCCUGCGAGAAGCCGGCAUGGAGAACCACCGGACGCUGUCGCAUCUACCCCAAAGUCCGCCGCUUCAGAGCGCGCCGAAGAGCCGGUUAAUAGUCAGCUGGUGGGAGAGAGAGGUCCACGUAUGGCGGCUAAGAAGACCAUUGCGAGAUCUGGUGGACGCGCCGGAGGGGGAGUCCGCCGUCGACAAGAAUCGCAAGCUGCUAGCGCGCAUCUUAAUUAAGGGUGAAGCAAAUAUUACCUCCGCGGCAAUUAGUUCCGACGGUUCCCUGCUGGUGGUCUCCACUACGUCCGAUAUCAAAGCAUUCCACCUGAAGCCCCGAAGCGAAUCCAAGAAGGACGAGCUCAAGAUUAUCAAGAUCGAGCUGCAGGAAGAAUUCUCUAAGCAAGGCGCAACUCGAGUACAGAUAUCCCCGGACGGUCGGUGGCUAUGCUCUAUCCAAGGCGGUAACAAGGUUUUCGUCUCGCCGAUCUUACACGACGCCGCGAUAGACAGCAAGCCGUCGCUCCACCCUAAAGCGAUCCGCUUACAACGCAUCGAGCGAAAGAUACAGAAGCACGCGUCCCUAGGCGGCUUAGGGCAAUACGACAGAAUGGUUACUCACGUCGCGUUCUCCCCGGAUAGCAAGAUGCUGGCCGUUGCGGAUCUCGCCGGUUAUAUAGACACCUGGGUGCUAGAUGCGGCGCAACCGAAACUCCAGAACGGCGUCAACGGGACUCGCGACGAAGAAGUCUCCUCCGAUAGCGAAGGUGAGGAAGAGGACGCGAUAGACGCGGCAGGCCGUCGAUGGGCUCGUAAUCCCAAGGGAUCUCUUAUUCCCAAGCUACAAGCUGCACCUACCGUUUUAUCUUUCUCCGACCACGUUCCGGCUUCGAACGCUCCCACAUCAGACGAAAACGAUACCCCCGACGAUUACGUGCUUCUUACCAUCACCGCCAGGCCGCAGAUUCUUCUAAUCAACCCCUCUCUCGGCUCGCUAACGCCAUGGUCUAGACGAAACCCGAUCGCGCGCUUUCCGACCGAGUUUCGAAAUAUUCGCGAUCUCGUGAAGGGCGCUCUCUGGUCGGGCGAGAGGGUAUGGCUCUACGGCAGCACGUUUCUUUUCAUGUUUGAUCUAUCUCGUGACCUAGCCGAACCGAUUCAAUCGGGCGAAUCGUCUAACGGGGAACUCGUGAGGCAAGGGACGAAGCGGAAGAGGGGACCCGACACCGGCGCCGGUAGCAAAACGGAAAUCGGAGCGGCGGGGCCUACUAAGAUCGUCCACCGGGUCGGGGACGAGGUUGAAGAAAUUCCCCUCGACGGUCCCGUCUUCGAUCCCAUGGACGAAGAUGAGGUGAGCCAGCCCGGGGAGGAGGAAACCGAGAGCGAGGAUUCGGAUGACGAUAACCAGGGCGAGCUGGCGCUUCUACGCGGCGUUCGUGGGAAAUCGGUGUCGGGGUCGCAACCGAGUAACAGUCUGGCCUUCUGGCAUACGUAUAAAUACAGGCCGAUUCUAGGGAUUGUACCCCUCGGUGAGGGAGAUAGCUUGCCCGUGAACGGAGCCGUCGAAGGGGAAGAGCCGCGAAAGGUUCUCGAGGUGGCGUUGGUAGAGAGGCCGUUGUGGGAUGUCGAUAUGCCUGAUAGGUACUUUGGGGAUGGGGAAUGGGAAAAGUAGUGUUUUGUACUUAGGUUCACAGCUUGCCGCUCCGCUGUAGUAGCGCUAUCGAAGUAUUGUCGUGAGGAUACGUUAAUGGAGAAGUGUGGUUUAUUCAUCUCAUUCUCCCCCUUUUUUUGGUUGAUUCAGGGUAAUGUGGUAAAGUUCGCAACUCACUUAAGAGUUUGAGUUUCGGUUCUACUUGCUUGAACAACGACAAAUCCGUAAAAUAGGGUAUGGUCGCGUUAAAGUCGCCUCUCUAUAUUGCCUGCCGUAGUCAUCCAAGCGUUGGUAUAGCUUCAAUUCAUCACUUUAGUCCUGGUACAUUGGGUAUUUAGACACUUCAGAUUUAUCAUUUGCAAUGGAGCGUUUUCCUCACUUGUCAACAAAACAUAGAGGUUUAUUCC
Messenger RNA from Daldinia caldariorum, 3187 nucleotides. RefSeq names its product WD40 repeat-like protein. The transcript is spliced from 2 exons. Gene Ontology annotation, biological process: maturation of SSU-rRNA from tricistronic rRNA transcript (SSU-rRNA, 5.8S rRNA, LSU-rRNA). The coding region runs from base 90 to 2801 and encodes 903 amino acids. NCBI's taxonomy places the organism in Eukaryota, Fungi, Ascomycota, Sordariomycetes, Xylariales, Hypoxylaceae. The record is from RefSeq and is a predicted model, not a curated record. Gene Ontology annotation, cellular component: 90S preribosome; small-subunit processome; t-UTP complex. Gene Ontology annotation, molecular function: protein binding; RNA binding.